ACUUCCUGCGCAGCGCAAAGCGGGACUCUGAUUCAGACAGGCACAAUCAUAAAGUGGAUUUCCAGUCGCUGCUCGUCGAUCCUCCAACAUGUCCUCUCGGGUGGACACGGAUCUCUCACCGGACCUCGCGUGUCUCGAUAAUGUCGACGACCUGCUCCGCUGUCCCGUAUGCUUGGAUUUCCUCAACAUUUCAAUGAUGACUAAAUGUUCUCACAACUUUUGCUCGUUGUGCAUCAGAAAAUACCUUUGCUUUAAGCCGCAGUGUCCGGUUUGCUAUCAACAAGCGAGAGAACAAGAUUUACGCAACAACCGCAUAUUGGAUGAACUGGUCGUAACUUUUCAAGCUGCAAGGCAACAGUUGUCAAAACCCAAUCUUGACUCUCCUCCAAUCACGCCAAAGACCCCGGCUUCAGCUGUCAAAUGCAAGACAGCCAGGGAGAGAGGCCAGAAGUCCAACAGUGGCAAUAUUAGUCAAUUUCUCCUAAAGUGGCCCAAAACAUCGGCCGCAACAGAAGAUAAAGGAGAUGCUUCCACCUCUCUGUGUGUCGAACGGGGGAAGAGGAAGACCUCCGGCCCAUUCACCAACCUACGCUCCGCUACUGCUCCAGUUCCAGUGUCUGUGAAGGAAGAGCCGAUGGACAUGGAGGAGGCGUCUGUCCACGUUCUGGUGUCGGUCAAACAGGAGGACACAUCCUCGCACAGUGUCAGCACCGGGGUUGAGAUGCCACAUUCCUCGUCACCGUCAAACGAUGCAAAGCCCGUAAUUAAAGUGGACUGCCCUGUUUGUUCGGUCGGCGUGUCCCAGCAGUUUAUCAACAAGCAUCUGGACACGUGUCUUAGCAGUGGAGAGAAGAAGGAAAGCUUGAGGAGCUCUCCCGGCACUGUGAGGCGUCCAAUGACCAAGCUGGUCUACAACCUACUCUCCAUGCACGAGCUGAAGAGGAGGCUGAAGGAGACAUACCUCUCCGUGAAGGGUUCUCGAGACCAGCUGAUCAAACGACACAAGGACUUCGUCCACAUGUACAACGCUGAGUGUGAUUCCCUGAGCCCCAAAUCCGCUGAAGACAUUGCCAAAGAGGUGGAGGCCAACGAGAAGAUCAGGAUCCAACUGAAUGGAAAAACCAAACCUGUCAUGGUUUUCACAAAGAAUCACACUGAGAAGGACAUUGAUGAUAUGCAUUCGACUUACAGGAAGCAGCACAGCACCGACUUUUCCCGCCUCAUUGCCCAGGUUCGUGGUCACCUAGAAACCAUGAGGCCGACUCACAUGAAACAGGAAGUCAUUGCGGAUGCAGAGGAUGAGGAAAAGACGCUCUCUCCAGAUCAAGAUGAGGGAUCAAGGAGCAGCUUAGUGGUGAAGGCAGAAGACGGAGGCGGUGACGAGGAGUCAUCGGCAGGAGGGAUUGAGUCGCCACCCAGCCCCACUGACAGUGAUGUGUCCGUCAGCAGCUCUAUUUCUGACAUCUUUGGCCCGGAGCCUGACACAAACCAUGAAGCUGCAGGGUGCACUUCACUCCAAAAGCGAAAGUCCAGCGCCACAGGAAACGAUGCAGCUACGUCGCCCCUUCUGGGAAAACGGCGGCGGAAGAAGUGAGAAGGGAUGAAGGAAGAAGUGGAGGAGAAACCUAUCUAAUCGUUAUCACUACAAAUAUACCUUUGACUGACUGAAUGAUAUCGCUAAAUCUUUUUUUGUGGAUUCCUCAUAUGCAUUUCUUGGUUUGGUGAAUUGCACUUUUCAAUUGUAUUAUGGGAUGAAUAAAUGCAGUAUUUUAAUA
This is a messenger RNA of Pleuronectes platessa (European plaice), 1775 nucleotides long. RefSeq names its product RAD18 E3 ubiquitin protein ligase (gene rad18). Gene Ontology annotation, molecular function: ubiquitin protein ligase activity; single-stranded DNA binding. The transcript has 13 exons. Bases 89 to 1594 code for a protein of 501 amino acids. Gene Ontology annotation, cellular component: Rad6-Rad18 complex; nucleus. Gene Ontology annotation, biological process: DNA damage tolerance; protein monoubiquitination. The record is from RefSeq and is a predicted model, not a curated record. Lineage: Eukaryota; Metazoa; Chordata; Actinopteri; Pleuronectiformes; Pleuronectidae.